Molecule: messenger RNA, 1650 nt
Organism: Daldinia childiae
Lineage: Eukaryota; Fungi; Ascomycota; Sordariomycetes; Xylariales; Hypoxylaceae
Exons: 1
Coding region: 1-1650 (549 amino acids)
Biological process (GO): TOR signaling
Cellular component (GO): TORC1 complex; fungal-type vacuole membrane
Source: RefSeq, a predicted model, not a curated record
AUGGCUAAGGAUAAUGACAAUUCCGCCGCAAAUCCCCCCCAAUCAAAAAGGCCGCCCGUCAACCGCCAUGACAGCGAUUCUCAAGUCAGCGACCAUGCAUCCCACCAACACCACCGAUCUAAACCCCAAAAACACGUUGUAGGAGCCACUGGACGCUUUCACCCUCGCGUACCAUCGUCUAAAACAUUACACAAAUCCACUUCUAAACUGAUACGACGGCCUUCUUCUCCCUCUCCCGAGCGCGCGCCUGUAGCCGCCCAAUCACACCGUAACUCCAAUUCAGAUGUUAAACUGCAGCAAGACCCGUCAUCCUCUAAUCUCAACAAGAAUCCCUCGCAGUCGAGUUUGAAGCGUAACCGUUCGCAUGUCGAAAUAGGAAAGCGACCCAAAUCCACAACAAGCAUUAAGCGAUCUUCGUCCCACAAGGACGUUAAUAAGCUAAAAGGCGCAAAGAACCAAGUCCAUUUCGAUCUCGGUAGCGAACAAGAAGACGAGUGGGUUGAUGCAAGCACAUCCGCAUCGCCAUAUUUGUCAAGACGCGGCUCGGCUGUUAGUAGCGAAGGAAAAGCGCCGCACAGCCGCGAUAAUUCACGACCUCAAACUCCCCACGAAGAUAUAUCAAUUCAAAAAAGGGAAUCUUCGCCGCGUCGCGAAACUGCCCAGCACAACCAAUAUUUAACUUCGCGACUAUUACAACGUACACCCUCUUCUGGUGCUCCGCCCCAGAUGUCCACUGAGACCGUAUCCGUGCGCCAUCAAUCGGGCUCGCCCGAGUCCCAACUUAGCCACGGCCAAACGAGCCUGUACGGGACGCCCAAGAAUACCGCCGUGGUAGGCAGUGGGCAGGAAGAACUAAUUUCUCGCUUUGUUAACGGUUCCGGUCCCGGCUCUGGGCCAAAUGUUGAGAAUGGGGGUUUCUAUCCGCCAACGCGAAAUCCGAGCCACCGUCCUGAGGGUGUACGGCGGCCUCAGUCACUUGGUAACCUAAACCAAAACUAUCGAAUCUCGAUAAGCGACGAUGAGACCGACAGUGCUUUAGCUCCUCGGACAAGAAAGACUGUGUAUAAACCUGCGCCAGCGGAAAAAUCGCGGACGCAGCAAAAACUGAACCUCCAAAGAGCGAGCUCAUCUAUCGAACCAUCGCAACCGGUCGGCGGCGUUGGGGUUGUGGGCGUAGGCGUAGGCCCCUUAGCUAGCGGUUAUAGCUACGACAACCGGGAUCCGCGCAUGGGCAAGCUACUUGAGCGGACGGGUAUGGAGUACCUUGUGGUUAGGCGAUAUCAGAAUCCGAUCGCGCGUUCAAUAGCGAGGUUAUCGCAUCUACCCAGCGCAAAAAAGAAUCAGCAUAUACCUAAUCAGAACGGAAGCAACGGAACAGCAAACGGGAAAAGAACAUCAGGCCUAGGUGGCGCAAGCCGUCUUGGCUUAAGUCAGAGUCUUACGGAUCGGGCGAAAUCGAGACCUACGACGCCGUCACAAGGAACAUCGAUACGAUUGAACGGGGCGAAUUCUGGGUUUGAGGGUGAUGAGGAAAGAAUCCACGAGCGGAUAAGCGAGUCUAGUUACGCAGAUGGGGAAGAUGACGGCGUCGCAGGCAUCCUGCGGAAUCUCUGGGACAAGAGCAUGGAUCUUAGCGCGAGUCAGGACUGA